Molecule: messenger RNA, 1219 nt
Organism: Otolemur garnettii (small-eared galago)
Lineage: Eukaryota; Metazoa; Chordata; Mammalia; Primates; Galagidae
Gene: TCEAL8
Product: transcription elongation factor A like 8
Exons: 3
Coding region: 230-583 (117 amino acids)
Source: RefSeq, a predicted model, not a curated record
CGACCCUCACGUGACCGGGAGUCGACGUGUGCAGAAGUCCUUAUAGUGCAAGGCCUGUUUCCCUGAAGCAGCUCCGUAUCGCUGGAGAAGGAGAAGAGGGCUCCAGAUCCUUUCAGGACUCUUGUUUUUUUGCGCGCGACACAAAUCGAGGUGAGGGAAAAUAAAGGAAAACCUCCAGAAUCUCUGCAGGAUUAAUUUAUUCAAAAGGAAAUAAUAAAAAAUACUCAACAUGCAAACGUCUUGUGAAGAAAAUGAAGGAAAAACACAGAAUAUGCCAAAGGUGGAGGAUGACCGUCCUUCGGAAGAUGUGCCACAGGAGGCAGAAGGAAAUCCUCAACCUCCUGAAGAAGGUUUAAGCCAGGAAGCAGAAGGAAAUCCCAGAGGAGGGCCCAUUCAGGCUGGCCAGGGAUUUAAAGAGGACACUCCAGUUAGGCAUUUGGACCCUGAAGAAAUGAUAAGAGGAGUAGAUGAGUUGGAAAGGCUUAGGGAAGAGAUAAGAAGAGUAAGAAACAAGUUUGUGAUGAUGCAUUGGAAGCAAAGACACUCUCGCAGCCGUCCUUACCCUGUGUGCUUUAGGCCUUGAAUUCGUUUUUGCCUGAUAAGAAAAUCUGGCUUUGGCUUUCUUUCUGUUAGCGUUUUCUGAUGUAUCUUUGACCUUCAUUUUACUUUUAAUCAUCUGGUGGAAUUUUGUUUUAGGUAGUUUUCUUGUUACCAGGAUCUCAUUGGAUUUUGGAUUUUGACCCAUUUUCUAGGUCUAAUUUUCAAUUGAGAUGUUUCACACAUAUGCAUGGAAAUAUGCUCAUUCCAUAUUGUAAAGUAAAACAUAACAAGUUACAAAGCAGUAUAUUUAGUAUCAGCUCACAUAUGUAGGUUAAAAUUCCAAAUUGUGUGUGUGUGUGUGUGUGUGUGCAUGUGUGUAUAAAUACAUACAUAUAUAUCAGAAACUUAACCAUGCUUGUUUCUGUGUGUUUUGAAUUUUUUCUUUUUUUUUUUUUGCUUUAUGCUUAUAUGUAUUUUUUAAUGAACUUGUGUCUCACACACAAAAUUAAGUUUUUUUUAUAAGUAAGAGUCAAUGAAAUAAUUUGCAACCAGCUUAUAAAGGGCAAUGGGGGCACCUAAACUUUUAAAUGAAAAAACUAUAAAAAAGAAAAUAAAUGUAAACUCCAAAUUACCUCUGGUUCUUAUAGCUAGAGGAAUAAACUGGCAAUUAUUACAGAUA